AAGUAGGAGGAGAUGACAGAGAGAAGGGAAAGCAGGGCAGAGGGAGAAAGAGAGGAGGCCAUAGAGAUAGAGAGAGAUACAGAGGGGGUUUGGAAGUAGGAAUACACAGAUGAGAGAGCAUAAGAGAAAGCCAGACAGACAGCAGUGCAGACAGACGGACAGCAGUGCAGACAGACAGACAGACAUCAUUACAGACAGACAGACAGACAGACAGACAGACAGACAGACAGACAGACAGACAGACAGACAGACAGACAGACAGACAGACAGACAGACAGACAGACAGACAGACAGACAGACAGACAGUAAGACACAGGCAGGCAGGCAGACAGACAGACAGAGGCAUGUCCACCCAACCGGGUCCCCAGCACAGGGUCUUGUUCCAAACCCCAGGUGAGGAGAAGGCGGAAGAGGAGCCUCCUCAACGCAGACUGGGAAAACUCACGGUCAAGUACAACCGCAAGGACCUGCAAAAGAGGCUGGACAUCGAGGAGUGGAUCGACGGGCAGCUGCAUCUCCUGUUCGACUGCGAGGAGGAGGAUAUUCCAGAGUUAGAAAUUGACAUGGAUGAGUUGCUGGAUCUAUCAGACGCAGAACAGAGAGCAAAGCUACAUGACCUUCUUCAAGACUGUGACAAGCCCAAAGAGGACUUCAUCGACGGCUUGCUGUAUCGUAUGAAGGGACUUCGCAAGAUGUCCCUGAAAAAAUGAACAAAAGUUGGAGCCGGAGACCAUGUGAAAUAAGACACCAUUCUCUCUCACCUGUAGCUGUGGAUGUGUGUACAGUGACAGUCCUCAUGUAUCUAGAUAUAUCCUAUAUGUAUCCACAAUCUGCACUAUUAGUUUCUAUAUUAGUGGUUGGUGGCAUUUGUCAAAGAGGGUCCCCAUGGCCAGUCCGUCCUGGCCUUAUAUUAUUAGGACCAUUUGAUACCAUAUAUGUCUUACUCACUAAGCCUGGUGGGUCUUCCAAUGGGGCAUCUGUGUAAAACUGAGUUUAAAUAUGAUGUAAUAUAGCAUAGAGAUGUCCUACUAGAUUCAAACACCUCUUGGGAUCAGUUGCCUCUGAAGUAGAAUGAGAGAUCAUCCAGUCUAGUGUUGAUGGAUUAUCCAGUCUAUCGUUUAUGUCGAUGUUUUUCCACUGUUAUGUUACAGAAUGGUUCACCAAUUCACCAUGGCCUGGUUUGUUAUGUUCUUUGGUGUUAAUGGACACUUCUGGCAUUUUGAAUAAUCAGAUCACAGCUUAUUGUUAUGUUGACAUUCUUUUUAUUUAUUUUUAUUUUUAAUGAAAUGUUUUCUCUGAUGAAUCCCCUGCUAUGACUAGCCCCCAAGAAUGUACUGUCGUGUCUUUGGCUAUGCAGGAUUAAGUAAUAUGACAUGCUAUUCUAUAUUAAUAUCACCUGAUUGAGCUAAUCAUGUAAAAGUAAUUAACUAGAGAGUCAGGCACCGCAAAAUAAUAUUUAUAGAGCUGUUAUCUUCCGAAUAAACUCUUAAAGACCUAGUAAUAUUUUACAUCAAUAGCAGUCAACAUUAAUCAUCGCCUUAAUUCAGUCUCAUCUGAAAGUUGUAGAUUCUUAGUUAUCUGCACGAACCCUGGCUAACAAUUUGAAUCAGCAAUACAAAAUUGGGUUUAAUUAUUUAUUUACUAAAUACCUAACUAAUCACACAGAAUUACACAUACACACAAUUAAUCAUAACUUGAUUACAAAUUACGUCAUAAAGGAAAACAUCCCUAGCGGGCGGAACAGAUAUGACAGCUUGUUACACAAAGGAAAGGAGCUGGGUUUGAGUGGAAGAGCGGGAAGACUGAGGAACAAAGGGAAGAAGCUGGGCUAUCGUAAAUACAGUAUCUUAUGCAUUCUAAAUUACCGCCCAUUUGGAAAAGGAAAAUGCAAUAAAUAUUUACUCUGAGCUGCGUUCAGUAGGUUGGUGGUAGAUGGAAGAGUGUGUUGCCAAACCGAGUCCUCUAUCGUUUGAAGAAUGUCUCUGGUGGUCAAUUGGAUAAGUUGUAGUAACGUCGUUGUGUGAUAGACGGGAUACUCUGUCUGUUCCUUCCUAACCCUCGUUUGCAGCAGCUGUUGCUAACUCAACGGCUAGGAGGUAUCACUUCUGUAGUGAAUAAGAGUUCAAAGUUCAUACCAUUCGUAACCAAAGCUCACGCUGAUGUUGGCUUCGUUCUGUAGUUAUUAUCUGAACCAUUCUGACAUAGGACCAUCAUCAGAACAGAAAGUUAUGUUGUCGUCAAGACUUUAUAUAGGAAGGGAGAAAAGGGGUGUGUUUCAUAGUUUACAACCUGUCUCUUCACGUGGGCGGCCACUGAGUGAGCAGCCCUAUCUUAUGUAAAGCCACAUCUCACAUUUUUUAAGCUAAAAUCACAUUUCAUCCCAUCACAAAUAAUUUCAUAUUCAAACAUUUAAAUUGAACAACAAUUCCAUGUGAAUCUGAUAACUCUGAUGUGUAUUCUUUCCAAUGUAGAGUUUAUGUCAUCUUAUCAUUGAUGAGAAUGUCUCAGAUGACAACCGAACUGACAUCAUAUUCAUUAAGUACCACCGCAUAUGUUCCAUUGGUCGGAUUACCAGAAUAUAGUUAAUUUCCCCCCACCUUCUGAUGUUCCCAGAAUCUCUAUGUUAACCAAGGGUUUUGCAAAUGUAACCUCAGUAGGGUAGAGAGAGGAAAAAGGGGGGACUGUCAUAAACCUAUCCCCCAGGCCAAUGUCAUGACAGUACUGUAAAUAUGGUUACUAAUAUUUUUGUUUAGCUUAAAGUAUUGUUUUAAAGAGGCAGUGCUCUCAUUAACUGUUACAUCGGAAUUUCAAAUGUGAUCUCCAAUAGAAAACAUGUGUACUGUGAUGUUAACUAUGAUAUUCUGGAAAAUAGCACCUAAAAUAAAUUCACUUCAAUCCAUAAAAGGGCAGUUAGGCAUCACAAAAUGUCGACGAGCCUUGGAACCGCUAUGGAUCCCAAUGGGGGGAUCGAAACUUUUUCUCUUUGUGAAUUUCAAUAAAUCAGUGGAAGCAUA
Messenger RNA from Oncorhynchus nerka (sockeye salmon), 3014 nucleotides. RefSeq names its product protein phosphatase 1 regulatory subunit 14B-like. The transcript has 4 exons. Gene Ontology annotation, cellular component: cytoplasm. The record is from RefSeq and is a predicted model, not a curated record. Gene Ontology annotation, molecular function: protein serine/threonine phosphatase inhibitor activity. Gene Ontology annotation, biological process: regulation of phosphorylation. The coding region runs from base 345 to 710 and encodes 121 amino acids. NCBI's taxonomy places the organism in Eukaryota, Metazoa, Chordata, Actinopteri, Salmoniformes, Salmonidae.